AUGCGAACUCGAUCGAGUCGGUCUACUGAGGACUUGGUCGAGCUAGACUUCACAACGGGUAGAAAGAGGGUUCAGAGGUCACAGAGGGUACAAGAGGAACCUGAGGUGCUUGUUGCUGAUACAAUGGAUGUACCAGAGGGGAAUGGAAACCCUUUGGGUAAUGGACUCGGUCGAGCUAGGCAAACUCGACCGAUUGGUCAAGGAGAUGCUCCAAACCGCCACCAACAGAGACAAGGGAUUGUUCCACCACCAGUGCAGAACCACAACUUUGAGAUCAAGCUGGGAAUGAUCAACCUUGUCCAGAACAAGAUGUUCCAUGGAUUGCCAAGUGAAGACCCCAUUGACCACCUUGAUGAGUUUGAUAGGCUUUGUGAUUUGACAAAGAUCAAUGGUGUCUCUGAAGAUGCCAUCAAGCUGAGACUCUUUCCUAUGUCUCUAGCUGACAAAGCUCACCAAUGGGAGAAGAGCUUGCCCCAUGGCACAAUCACCACUUGGGAUGAAUGCAAGAAGGCCUUUCUUGCUAAAUUUUUCUCCACCGGUCGCACAGCCAAGCUUAGAGGAGAGAUAUCCAGCUUCAUCCAGCGAAACAAUGAGACAUUCGCAGAGGCUUGGGAGAGGUUCAAAGGCUACACAAGUCAGUGCCCACACCAUGGAUUCAACAAUGAAUCACUACUCUCCACUCUUUAUAGAGGAUGCUUGCCUAGGUAUAGGGAGAUGCUAGACACAGCUAGCAAUGGGAACUUCCUCAACCAGGAUGUAGAUGAUGGCUGGCAACUUGUGGAGAACAUAGCUAACUCAAAUGGAAGCUAUGGAGAAGAGUAUGAUCGCACCAACCGGAGCUCGACCCACCACUCGAUCGAGUCAGACGAAAAGUUGAGAAAAGAUGUUAAGGCAUUGAAUGAGAAGUUGGAUAAGCUGAUCCUAGCUCAGUCCACAAUGAAGAAAGUCAACUUUGUGUCUGCUGAGGAGAUGGAACCAGUCCAAGAAGGGGAGGAUACACAAUUUGCUGAGGUGUGCUACAUGAGCAAUGGGCAAGGAGGUUACAACAAAGGAUACUAUAACUACAAGUCCAACCCUGCCAUGUCAUACCGCAACACUGAUGUUGCUAACCCUCAGGACCAAGUAUAUCCUCAACAACAAGCAGCUCGAUCGAGUCAGGUGCCACAACAUGGGUAUGGUCAAAAGAACAAUUACCAAGGACCACAAGGCACUUUCCCUGGACAACAAAUGAAUAUCCCACCAGGCUUCCCCCACCAACCGCCCCAGCCUGCACCUUCACAAGAGAAUGAGCUCAAGGCAAUGCUAAAGCAACUACUUCAAGGGCAAGCUGAUGGGGUAGUGGACACAAGCAAGAAGCUAGCUGAAAUAAACUCUAAGAUCGAGAACCUCAACACAAGGGUUUACUCUCUGGAGAAUCAUGCUUCUUCUGUUGCUGCUGCUACAAAGCUAAGGAACAGUGCAAGGUCAUCUUCACUCAAGAAGGACUUGUUGAAGAAGAGGAUCAAGAAAGGAAGUGCAGCACCUACUGUGGCCAUUCACACUUCACCAGUUGAGCUCGCACGAACAAGCUCGAUCGAGUCAGCUCGAUCGAGUCCGACCUCUUCUGUCCGACAGCCUGUUUUGCUUGAUCCUUACCAACCGGUUGCCGCUUCCUCGUCUCGCCUACUUAGUCAAGGUCACAAGGAAGUGAUUCACAAGUUCAGAAGAGAUCUCAGUGGGAUUGGAAUUGAGUUGCCUCCUAUGGAUAGCAUGAGUGAGGCAUUUGAUCAAAUGCAAAUGGUCAAGGAUGUUCUAGCCAACAGUGAUAAAGUUUCAGAGGUCCUACAAGAGUCUACUCAUCAGUUCAACCUGCUUACUUCACCCACCUUCCUACCAAAGGUCAAGGAUCAAGGGAAAUUCACUCUCCCUUGCACACUUGGGCAUCUUGAGAUUGACAAUGCCUUAGUGGAUUCUGGAGCAAGCAUCAAUCUGAUCUCUCUCUCCAUGGCAGAGAAGCUAGGCAUUGCUGGAGCCUUGCAGCGCCCUACUACUUCAAUCAUGUUUGGAGAUGCAACUUCUAAGUCUCCUCUUGGAGUGUUCAAGAACUAUCACUUGAAAAUUGGAGAAUGCAUCAUCCAAACUGAUCUCACUGUGAUGGAAAUGGAAGAAGAGAAGGAUUUGCCUCUGUUAUUGGGAACCCCUUUCCUUAGUACAGUUGGCGCUUCAAUAGACUUUCACAAGCAAGAAGUGAUCCUUCACAAGGUGAAUAGUUUGGUGUCAUAUCGCUUGCAGCCUAGAGGUUCAGACUUUUGUGCCACAAUUGACAGUACCACUCUCAGUUCUAAGAGUCAUGGAGCUACAAAGGUUGUGAAGGAAAGGGUUGACAAGGAACCAAGAGUUGGGAAGGAUAAGGAUGAGAGAGGACCAAGGAUUGAGAAGCCACGUCUUGAGAGGGCUAGAGUUGAGAAACCACGUCUGAUAGGCCAAGAGCUGAUCGACUUGUUCAAGCCCCUUGUGUGCUUGAUGAAGAGAGCCUUCAAGCUUUGUUUGAUGAGCCACUAG
Messenger RNA from Microthlaspi erraticum, 2541 nucleotides. Lineage: Eukaryota; Viridiplantae; Streptophyta; Magnoliopsida; Brassicales; Brassicaceae. The record is from the annotation of a GenBank genome assembly.